AUGUCUCAAGCAGAGCAGAAUGUAACUGAUCCUUUAGAGCCAGAGAAUAUCCUGGCGAUAAUGAAACAGACGUUACCAGGAAAUGGUUCACAAUCUGAGACUGAAAAUCCGGAAGCUAGUGAGAUUUUUCGUUCAAGUCAAGAUGCACUCGCAGCGUUAUUUCACUCUGUUAUGGAAGCUGUAGGUUUUCGGCUUGUUGGACUUGGUGAAGAAGAUAGUGACGGCAAUAAUGUAAAUAGAGAUUCCGAAGGCAAUAUCAUUGGCCUCCCAAACUGGUGGAAUUCUCAAGGUCCUAAUUCAUACGCCUUCCGUUAUAGGCAUCCACAAUCUUCUUUAACUUUUUUAGUCAAAUGUAUGCGGAUGGCCAAUAAAUUUUUGAUUCAUGCUAUGGGAAUUGAGGAUAAUAAAACUUGUACCCUUGAAGUGAUCACAAAUGAUUAUACUUCAUCUUCGAUUUUCCCAUAUACUGCUGAGAAACAACAUUCCGAACCUCUUGCAAAUAUAUUUAUAUCAACAAGUCGUAUUAAAGACUUAGUCAGCAUUUAUAAAAUUAAUAUCAUACAAAGAUUGAUUCCAGGAUUGCAUAAACCUGGUUAUGAAGAAGCGCGUACAAAUGACACGAGUUCUAAUUCUCAAUCUGGAAGAAGAGAACCGCAACCUGCCUCUGAUGAUCCGUUACGUAUUCCUACGCGUCAACCACCACGUUUUAGGCCACCUAUUUUUGACGAUCCUUACGGGGGUGACGAACCAUCAUCAAUCUAUAACCCUUUAAGCAUUGGACAGGACGAUCUUGAUCCCCUUGGCUCUCGUCCAAUCAUAGGUCCAAGAUUUGGUGGUGGAGCUUAUGAACCUCUUCGUGGACCAAGUCGGGGCGGUGGAAUGUACGUAGGGCCAAACCACCCAAUGUUUGAUCCACGUCCUCCAAAUAGUGGUGGAAUCUACGGUGGGCCACAAACUCUACCAAGAGGUGCAGUUCCGCCGGGUGCAAGAUUUGAUCCAAUUUCACCAUUUGGACCACAAACUGGUCGGCCCCCGGUCCGUGGCGGCGGCGGCAGAAUUUUUAGUGGAGAACCUGAUAAUGAUGAGCUGCCACCGCCCGGAUAUAAUGAUAUGUUUAUGUGA
This is a messenger RNA of Racocetra persica, 1122 nucleotides long. The record is from the annotation of a GenBank genome assembly. NCBI's taxonomy places the organism in Eukaryota, Fungi, Glomeromycota, Glomeromycetes, Diversisporales, Gigasporaceae.